AUGGCUACCCAGUAUGCUAAGGACCAACCCCCAGGCUUCGUCAACGCCAUCAAGAACGUGGCCCUCGUUGGUGCUACAGGACAGAUCGGAAAAGUCUUCACAGAGUAUCUUCUCAAGUCUGGCAAGCAGACUGUUACCGCCCUUACCCGCAAGGGUAGUAAGACGACCGUUCCAGAGGGUAUCAAGCUUGUUCAUAUCGACUACGACGAUGAGGUUUCCCUCGUUGAGGCUCUGAAGGGCCAAGACCUCUUGGUCAUCACUCUAGCCCUCACGGCACCUCCCGACACCCAUAGCAAGCUGGUUAGGGCGGCUGGUAAGGCGGGUGUUUCUUACAUCGUACCUAACGCUUACGGCGUCGAUUUCUACGGCCACCCAAAUUUCCAAGAUGACAUUGAGGCUCUUAAGUACAUCUAUGCCAGUGUCAAAGAGGUCGAGGAUGUUGGAGCCAACUGGCUCGCCAUCACACCUAACUUUUGGUACGAGUAUAGCUUGGGCGUCGGACCUUUCACAUACGGAUUCGACUUUCCCAACAAGAAAGUCACUUUCUAUGAUGAGGGUAAGACUCGGGUGAACACGACUACCUGGCCUCAAACUGGACGUGCAUUGGGAGCUUUGGUCAACAUGAAGAAACUCCCACAGGACGAGAACGACAAGUCCACUACUCUGGCACACUUUGCGAACAAGCCCGUUUACAUCAAGAGUUUCACUCUUAACCAGCGAGAGUUACUUGAUAGUGUUAACAAAGUCUUGGGCCAGACUGAUGAAGACUGGACUAUUUCUUAUCAAUCAACCGUCGAGCGUUUCCGGGAGGGAUUAGAUGAACUCUCUAAGGGAGUGGACACGGGCUUCUUGAAGGCUUUGUAUUCUCGUGCGUUCUAUCCUACUAGCGAUGGUGUUUUUCAGACUCACAAUGAUCUUUUGGGAUUACCUGAGGAGAGUUUGGAUAAGGCUACUCUGGCCUCUCACAACUGGGCUAUUGCCCAGGCAGAGAAGAACGAGGAGUAA
Molecule: messenger RNA, 1005 nt
Organism: Fusarium proliferatum ET1
Lineage: Eukaryota; Fungi; Ascomycota; Sordariomycetes; Hypocreales; Nectriaceae
Exons: 2
Coding region: 1-1005 (334 amino acids)
Molecular function (GO): oxidoreductase activity
Source: RefSeq, a predicted model, not a curated record